UUUUGAAUUUUCAUCUCCUUCUUAACUAACCUCUCUCACUUCUUGCUUAAACUCAAAAUAAAAAGGCCUGAUGAAGAGCAAAAAGGAAAUAGAGGAGAUGCCAGGAGUCACAGUGAAUCGCUAUGCCGAAGAGGCUCCAUCCACUGGGAGGUCUAAGAAUGGAUAUGUUUUCCAGGAGAUGGAGCUGAAGGAUGGAGAGAAGGAAGUUUCAGAUCAGGACUCACCUACCAUCAGUACAGACAACAUUUAUGAAAAUGACAUCCACCUCAGUGUUUCAGAUUCUGAAGGUCCGGGAUAUGGACUUUUAAACACAACAAGAAAAUAUGUAAAACCCAUGAACUUCCAAGAGGAAGUGCGUGCCCACAGAGAUCUGGACAGCUUUCUUUCUCAGGCAAGCAUCCUUCUGGAUGAAAAAGCUGCCACUCUGGAUGAGGUUCUGAGACGAAUGAUUGCUCACAUGGUGGAAGACGGCCAGGGCAACUGUGACGUAGAAGAGGUGAUGAACUCGCUGUUCACAGAUGCAGGAGGCAGAGAUAUUAAUGUUCACCUUCUGUUAGAGACUAUUCAGGGUGUGACUGCUACUUCAACCGGUAUUCAUUAUCAGCAGUCUUGGCUUUGUAUUCUCUCCAAUGUGAGAAACCUACAGAGGCGCCAUGUUUGUAUUACCCGACUGGAGAGGCCACAAAAUUGGGGAGUCAACUGCUGCGAGGCCCGUUAUGUUAUCCUGAUCCUCGCACCACUAAGAACGAAAAGCACCAAGACAGCUGUUGAACUGGGUAGGACAUUUGCCACGAUGUUCUCUGACAUUGACUUCAGGCAAAGGCUUCUGGAGACCAAAACUCAGGAGGAGUUCAAACAGGAGCUGGUCUCCCAGCGACACCAGCUCUCUGUCGCCAGUGAGAAGAAAGUCGUAGAGGAAGUGGAGGACUCAGACCCACGAAGAGGAAAAGCACUCCAGUGCAGAGAUUUCUUCAGAGCCGGUCGAGGUGUUUAUGAUGACCUUCGUCGGCGACUGCCUCUUUAUCCUUCAGACUUCACAGACGGGAUGACAGGGAAGGAUCGCUGUUUACUGAAAUAUACCACCACAGCUAUCUUCCUCUACAUUGCCAUUCUCCUGCCUGCAAUUGCUUUUGGUUCUCUGAAUGAUGAAAGCACAAGAGGGGAAAUAGAUGUUCAGAAGACCAUUGUUGGCCAAAGCAUUGGAGGAGUGAUCUACUCUCUGUUUGCUGGUUCCCCUCUGGUCAUUCCUCUGACCACUGCCCCACUGGCCAUUUUCAUCAGUGUUAUCAGGGGUAUCUGUGAUGACUACGGCCUGGACUUUGAUGCUUUCUAUGCCUGCAUCGGUUUAUGGAACAGCUUCUUCCUUAUCCUCGGGGGCUUAUUCAAUGUCAGCUUGAUGAUGAAACUCUUCAAACGCUCAACAGAAGAGGUCAUUGCAUUGUUCAUCUCCAUAGCUUUUGUUGGAGAUGCAGUGAAAGGCACCGUCAAAAUUUUUGAACACUUUUAUUAUGGGCCAACAUUGGCAACCACAAACAAAACGGUGGUGCUUCAGCAGAUAAAUGAGAUUCUGGAUGGGUUUGAGAACCGAACAUCCACCAAGCUGGAGCAUAAAAUUGGGACCAACAUGUCACUGUUUGAACAUUCAGAAGAGAAAAUAUUAGUCUUCCUGCCAGAGACGCUGGUGGAAUGCACAAGAGAAAGGCCCAUUCUCUGUCUGCUGCUCAUGUUGGGGACUUUGUGGCUGGGUUACGCACUCUACCUCAUCAAGAGGAGCCCGUACCUGAACGGUAAAAUCAGAGACGUGGUGUCUGACUGUGCCUUGCCAAUCUCUGUGGUGAUAUUCUCCUUCAUUGGCUCCUAUCUUUUCAUUGACAUACAGCUUCCUGUAUUCAGUGUCCAUGAUGGUCCAAUCUUCAAGUACCCAGCAUUUGAAAACCUGUCAGGUCUGACUUCACUUGCCGCGAUCGGACUUGGUUUCCUGCUUGCACUGCUUAUCUUUAUCGACCAGAACAUCGUCAUCUCACUUACACAUGUACCAGAACACAAGUUGUUAAAAGGCACAGCAUUCCACUGGGACUUAAUGCUGACUGGCUUCAUCAACAUCCUCAUGUCUUGUCUGGGGUUGCCAUGGAUGCACGCUGCCUUUCCUCAUUCCUCCCUACACGCCCGUCAGCUUGCCAAAGUAGAACAGCACGUAGAGAACGGACAUGUCUACACAACGAUCGUUAGUGUCAAGGAGACGCGUCUAACCUCACUAGUAGCGAACAUCCUGAUCGGCCUGUCUGCAUUCAUGCUCCCUAUUCCUCUUCAGUGGAUCCCCAAACCCGUCCUCUACGGCCUCUUCCUUUACAUUGCAGCCACCUCACUCGAUGGAAAUCAGAUGGUAGAUCGCAUGACCUUGUUGCUGAAGGAGCAGACAUCUUACCCUCCGACCCACUACAUACGCCGUGUACCUCAGAGAAAAGUGCACUACUUCACAGCAGUGCAGAUGAUCCAGCUGAUCAUCUUGUGUGCAUUUGGGAUGUAUCCUCUGCCCUACAUGAAGAUGGUGUUUCCUCUGCUGAUGAUCCUCCUGGUCCCUAUUAGGAUCAGCUUGCUUCCUCGAAUGAUUGAAGCCAAGUAUCUGGACAUCAUGGAUUCCCAGUACAUUUAGGCCAGCUGGUCAAACUUGUGAAAAGAUGGAAGACAGAUGGGAACAGACUGACAAGUUAAUUAAGGUUUUAGUCACCAACGUACCUACAAGAUUUUGCCUAAAGUACGUACUAGUGACAAACUUCUUUUCCAUAAACUUCACUGCAACUAUAACUGGCUUCAAUCUGAAGCAUUUCUGCAGUUCAUUGGCACUCUCAUAGGUAGAAAAAACACACAUAUACACACAGAUAAACAUAGGUGUUUAUCACUUUUUAAAUGAAUAAAAGUCUUAAUUGUUUUAUUCAGAUAUUAUAUUUUUAAAUGAGGGUUGCUUCUGUUUUAAUUCACAUGCUGAUGAGGUGACUUCACUACAAGCAAUUUGACAUAAAACAUCUUAACACUUAAAAAUGAUCACCUCUUGUAAGCAGAUGUUCAUUUAGUUAUGAAGCUUUUAUUCUGAUGAGUCACAUAAUGUACUAUAUGCUGUGACAAAUUGUUUUUUAUUUAAAUUUUGUAGGGUUGAAUGAAAAGGCUGUGAACCAAACUGGUUUAACACACUUUACCACAAUACAUUUAUAUUUUUCAAAGAGAAAUAUGCAGAGACUAUUUUUUGCAAUUCAAGUCUGAAAAUACAAAAUCAUCCCACUGCAGGACUCUUGUAGUUUGGUGGAGGACUGCUGUGAGUAUUUUGAUUUAAAAAGGACACCGAUAGAUGGCAGUGGAGGAUCACGCUUCAUAUAUUAAAAUUCCACCUUGUGUAGGGGUGUUUGCGUGCGUGUGUGUGUAUUAUUCAUUGUGAUACAGAGACAAGGAUAUAUUCAUGGCAGCCUUCAUCUUGUAAAAGAAACGGUGAUAAUGAAGUUAUGACCACCCAGUUAUUAAGUAUGAGUGGUUUCCAAAUGUCACCAGGCUUAUAUGAUCAGACAUCUAAUUUGUUUCAUGUGUUUGUUUUUCUGCACAGCCACUUUUCUAAUCCAACACCUGCAUUAUUUGUCUGUUUUCAUCAAAACCUUCAUUAAUACUUCAACGUUGUCAAAGCAGCUGCUGUUUUCUAUUUUAACUGUCUGUACUCAGUGAGUUCCAUAUAUAUAUAUAUAUAUAUAUAUAUAUAUAUAUAUAUAUAUAUAUAUAUAUAUAUAUAUAUAUAUAUAUAUAUAUGUAGAAAUGUGUGUUUGAUGUGAACUUCAAUAAAAUUCAAAGCAUUCACAUUCACAAGCUGUCCACCGUAAACGCCAUGAGACAAUAAAGUGGCUUUUAAAACAAUCAGAGAGAGCAGAAAGUGAGUGUUUUCUUUCAGAAGAUUUAUUUGCUUAAAGAAAAAUACCCGGUGUUGCACAAAUUUUAUGUAUCUAUAAAAUUCUAACAUUCAAAGACUCAAGAAAAUAUUACUGUUUGAAAAUGAAUUAGUUGCUCAUCUGAAAAACUGAAUUAAAAAAUUGAGAAAGGAGAUCCACUAUAUCAAAACACAACAUGUUUCAAGAAGCUGGAAUGUUGUAUUGAAGUAAAAAAUACAUUCCAUGCAACUAUUUGGUUUAUUCUCAUCAGGGAAGCAAGUCAGAGUGUAAACAGGUUAGUUUUGUACACACAAAGUCAAAGUCACAUAAUGAUACUUUUUUUUUUAAAUCAUACACGCCUUUGGGAGAAUCAGACUUUGCUUCCGAUGGGCAAUGAGAAAGCAAUUAUUUAAUGCUACAAAAACACAAAAGGACUUAAUCAGUUUUUUUAUGCAUUUUAUUUUACUUUGAAAAAUUUCAUGUAAUUUUCUCUGAAUGUUUUGACAGAUAUCUACAUGGUAGACUAGGGUUGGACGGCCUCCUUGUUGUCCCUGUUAGCUUUAAAAGGUGUUUCUGCAUAGAGUUUGAACAUUCUCUCUGGAUUUUCUCCAAAUACUCUAACUUCAUCUUCCAGAACAACAAGCUUGUUUAGUUAAUUGGCUUUGCUAGAUUGCCCUUUGGUGUGAAUUAAGGAAUGUGCACAUGUCUGUUUUGUUGUGUUGUCUAUCUCAUUGCUGGCUUGUAAUGGACCAAUUUCCAAUAGGGAACAAUGCAGGUUGGCAAUCCUGAUAAGAAAUAAGCUGGUAUGGAAAGUGGGUGAAUUUUCCUGCUGUACUGCUAAAAUAAACAUUUUAUGUAAAAAAUAAUAAUAA
This is a messenger RNA of Poeciliopsis prolifica (blackstripe livebearer), 4777 nucleotides long. Its product is annotated as solute carrier family 4 member 11-like. NCBI's taxonomy places the organism in Eukaryota, Metazoa, Chordata, Actinopteri, Cyprinodontiformes, Poeciliidae. Gene Ontology annotation, biological process: transmembrane transport; monoatomic anion transport; monoatomic ion homeostasis. Gene Ontology annotation, molecular function: solute:inorganic anion antiporter activity. The transcript has 20 exons. The coding region runs from base 71 to 2653 and encodes 860 amino acids. Gene Ontology annotation, cellular component: plasma membrane; basolateral plasma membrane. The record is from RefSeq and is a predicted model, not a curated record.